GGCUCGAGUCCUGGCUGUCGGGUUCCGUUCAUCAGCCUACCAACACAGCAUGAGCAGGAGGCAGUUCCUGAUGGUUUCCAGGGCGCAUCAGUCCUUUCUCUGUCAGAACUGUCCAAGACUCCCCUCCAGAAUGGUCUUUCCACCCCCCCACUUCCUUCAUCAGAGGCUUCCAGUACCCGGCUCUCUCCUCCCAAUGUUUCUGCUCUCUUGGAUAUUUCGCUGCCUGGACCACCUGAAGAUGUGCUUUCUCAAGGAGAACCUGCCACUCAAAUCAGUGAUUCUAUCAUUGAAAUAGCUAUCAGCUCUGGUCAAUACAGUGAAGGUGUUUCUCUCUCUCCUGCAAAGCUGAAUGGCAGUGACAGCUCCAAAAGUCUUCCGUCCCCAUCCAGUAGUCCUCAGCAGAACUGGAUUGCCUCUCCCAGCCAUGAUCCCCAGUGGUACCCCAAUGACUCCACAGACUCGUCUCUCAGCAGCUUGUUUUCAAGUUUCAUCUCCCCCGAGAAAGGACGAAAAAUGUUACCAACUCCUGUUGGGACUGCCAGUGGCACCUCCUUACUGGGACCCAGCCUUCUGGAUGGAAACUCACGGGACUCUUUUGUGUCGCGGUCUCUGGCAGAUGUAGCAGAG
Eurypyga helias (sunbittern) is the source of this 627-nucleotide messenger RNA. RefSeq names its product protein cramped-like. The record is from RefSeq and is a predicted model, not a curated record. NCBI's taxonomy places the organism in Eukaryota, Metazoa, Chordata, Aves, Eurypygiformes, Eurypygidae. The transcript has 4 exons. The annotation marks the transcript as partial.